Messenger RNA from Anolis carolinensis (green anole), 2979 nucleotides. Its product is annotated as cytochrome P450 4B1. Gene Ontology annotation, molecular function: monooxygenase activity; heme binding; oxidoreductase activity, acting on paired donors, with incorporation or reduction of molecular oxygen. The coding region runs from base 874 to 2463 and encodes 529 amino acids. Lineage: Eukaryota; Metazoa; Chordata; Lepidosauria; Squamata; Anolidae. The record is from RefSeq and is a predicted model, not a curated record. The transcript has 12 exons.
UCUUGCAGCAGCUGAGGAUGUGAUCCAUCAUUUUGUCUGCUUCGUUGCAGAGUUUACACUUGGAAUCUGUAGUGGACUUUUCAAUUCUGGCUUUGGUGGCAUUUGUUCUAAUUGAUUGUUCUUGGGUAGAAAUGACAUGAAAGGAGAAAAGGGGGUCACCCCCCAAAAAAGUAUGAGCUUUCUAGGGUGAUUAGCAUUGAAUUAGCAUUGAAUUGCUUUGCAGCUUCAAAGCCUGGCUGCUUGUUGCCUGGGGGAAUCCUUUGUUGGAAGGUGUUAGCUGGCCCUGAUUGUUAUACUGCAUGUUUGCAAUAUAACAUUUUCAGGAUAUUAUACUGCAAAUCCCAUUGAAAUCCAAAUUAGAUUUUGUUUGUAUUCAAGGGGAGAAGAAAGGCUUGAUUUAUAUUCAGUUGGUGGAUCCAUCCCUUCCUUCUCACAAAAGGCUUAGCACAAGACAGCUGAAAAGCAGCUUCAAAAACCAUCAAAGAGAUUUAUGUGGAACAUUCUGGGGAUGAACAGGGAGUGCCCCCCACACACACACACACAGAAUUUACCAUGAAUUGCCACAGGUCUCCUGUUUUAAAUAUAUGUUUCGUUACUCAGUAUUGUUCAAGAGCAAAAAAGAAAGAAAGAAUAACACCACAGUGCUUGAGAGUGAGUUUUAUUGGCUGAGACUUGGUUCAGCCCUCUCUGACAGAGAAGGUUUUGUAACUUGAUAGUUUUAUAGUACAUUUCCUGUCCAGUACUUCUCGUGGCAAUGCAUUCUGAAACUAGGGAAAUAAUUGAAGACAAGAUAUUCUUUCAAAAGUUGAAGAAUUAGCUGUCAGGAAGUCUGGAGUUUACAGCAAGCCUGGCAAUUUGAGGAAGAGAAGCAGGAUGGAAGGAAACGGAGAGACACCAGGAAGCACAGGGAAAAGUGGGAACACUGUGUCAGUGUCUGUCAGUAAUUCUUGGCUGCCUCAGGAUUCCCUUCAGAUUUUUCAUCUUGUACUUCUUUUAACCCUUACUUAUGCCAUCCUAAAAGCUAUCCAGCUGUAUUGGCACAGGCAGCACCUGAUCAACGCUCUCCAAGGUUUUUCACUACCUCCCACACACUGGCUGUACGGUCAUAUCCACAAGAUGACACCAGAGGAAGAGUUCUUGACUGCGGCAGCCUGGACAGAAAAAUACCCACAAUGUCAUCAGCUAUGGUAUGGACAAUUUUUAGCUGCCAUUGUCAUCAACCAUCCUGAAUAUGCAAAGGUAGUCCUUAGCAGAAGUGAUCCUAAAUCUUUUCUAAUAUAUGGCUUCCUAAUUCCAUGGAUUGGAAAGGGCUUGUUGAUUCUGGAAGGACCUAAAUGGCAACAACACCGGAAACUGUUGACCCCAGGCUUCCAUUAUGACAUUCUUAAGCCUUACACCUCUGUCAUGGUUGAAUCAGUCAAGCAGAUGCUGGAUAUUCUGGGGAAGCUGGUAUCUAAAGACAAUACAGCAUCAGUGGAGAUAUUUGAACAUGUCAGUCUGAUGACUCUGGAUACCAUCAUGAAAUGUGCCUUCAGUAGUAAGAGUAAUUGUCAGACAGAAAGGGAUAAUGCCUACAUUAAGGCUGUCUAUGACCUCACCUGCCUGUUUAGUCAGAGGUUGAAGUCUCCGUGGCUCCACAAUGACCUCAUGUACUGGUUUAGCUCCCAGGGGCGCCGAUUUCGCAAGGCUUGCAGACUAGCCCACCAUCACACAGACAGUGUAAUAAAGGAGAGGAAAGAGUCACUUAGAAAUGAAAUAGAACUUGAGAAGAUCUUGAAAAAGAGGCAUUUGGAUUUCCUAGAUAUUCUUAUUUGUGCAAAGGAUGAAAAUGGGAACUCAUUGUCAGAUGAAGACUUGCGUGCCGAGGUGGACACAUUCAUGUUUGAAGGCCAUGACACCACAGCUAGUGGCAUCUCUUGGCUUUUCUAUUGUAUGGCCCAGAAUCCUGAACAUCAGCAGAGAUGCAGAGAAGAGAUAACAGAACUUCUUGGCAAAGAGGGGCAUGUGCAAUGGGAUGACCUAGGAAAGAUGACAUACACCACCAUGUGCAUUAAAGAGAGCCUUCGACUUUACCCACCAGUCCCUCAAGUAGCACGAGAACUGAAUUCACCAGUGACAUUUCCAGAUGGAAGAACACUACCAGAAGGACUUUUAACCAUCAUGAGUAUUUAUAGCCUUCACCAAAAUCCUGAGGUCUGGGAGAAUCCUGAGGUAUUUGAUCCACUAAGAUUUUCCUCAGAAAAUUCAAGUCGUCGCCACCCCUAUGCUUUUCUUCCUUUUGCUGCUGGGCCAAGGAACUGCAUUGGACAACAGUUUGCCAUGAAUGAGUUGAAAGUUGCUCUCGCCUUGACACUUCUGCGGUUUGAACUUUUGCCUGAUCAUUCCAAAACCCACAUUCCUGUGGCACAGAUUGUCACCCGAUCCAGGAAUGGGAUACAUCUGAAGAUGAAACCUAUUCACUGAACUUUGUCAUUCUGAAACCCUGGCAGUGGCACUUUAAAACUAUUGAAAUUAUAUAGGUAGAGCAUUAAAUUUAUAUGCUACCCCAUGUACUAUUUGACCUAUGCUGAUCCUUUGAAUGAAAGGCUUCCAUAAGCCCAGGGCAUCAUCAACAAACCUGAUCAGGUCUUGCAAAAUCAGGGCAAUGGCUUUCUAAGUUCUCCUUCUUCCUGCUACUGUCCACUUUACUGCAUUGUAUUGUAUUCUCCUCUGAAUCAUUCCAGUGAAUCUCAUGAUAUGGCCAAAACACAGAAACCCCAGUUUAGUCAUUUUGGCAUAUAAUGAGAGUCCUAAUUUGAUCUUCUGUAGGGCCAACUUAUUUUUCUUUUUUUCAGUUCACGAUAUUCACAUUACUAUCUCCCUGUUGGACAUUUAAAAUAAGUUUAUCCUCUAUCAGCUUUCUUCACUGUUCAGAAAUCAAAAAUGGUAUGGCAUAUAUGAUUUUGAUUUUGUUGUUUAUUAAUAAAGCCUUACAUUUGA